AUGAAUGUGCGAAUCAAAGUUUGGGUACAAAAUUCUAUUUCCCCAAUUCAACUCUCCAUGUUUAUAAGAGACAAUGACUGGGACAAGGCUUCUAAACGAAGAAAACGCUCAGUCCCAGAUGACAGAGAAAUUGCAAGAUCGCAAUUUGCAGGAAAGAUCGUGGAUGCAUUGGCCUUGGAGCAAAUGUGGAAAGACAAGGGCGUGGCUUGGUUUGCUUAUGCGAACAAUGAGACUGCACACGACAACAAUAUAAUGUCUAUCCGAUUACUUGUAGCGGAUCGUUUUAAAUACGAGGCUUUUGACAACAGUUCAUUGUCCUUAACAAAGCCUGCAAACCUCACCGCAAUUUUGGUGCAACUGAGCGAAGCUGUUCUGAAUGGAACUCUUAAUUUGAUGAUUGAUGGAGAAAGCAUUGAAAUCAUGAAGUUGAAUGGUUGUUUGGAUUGGAAUUGCAAAGAACAUGCGUUUAAUAUCACAUCCUUGAAAUCACAAGACAGCAAUGCAGCCAUAAUGCACAGAGAAAUGUAUACCCUCCUGUUGACAUACUUUGUUCUUUUGGUUAUCAACUCCUUGUUUAAUAUAUCAUAA
This is a messenger RNA of Paramuricea clavata, 588 nucleotides long. The record is from the annotation of a GenBank genome assembly. Lineage: Eukaryota; Metazoa; Cnidaria; Anthozoa; Malacalcyonacea; Plexauridae.